Triplophysa dalaica is the source of this 5256-nucleotide messenger RNA. It is a transcript of the gene adcy6b, whose product is annotated as adenylate cyclase 6b. The record is from RefSeq and is a predicted model, not a curated record. Gene Ontology annotation, molecular function: adenylate cyclase activity. NCBI's taxonomy places the organism in Eukaryota, Metazoa, Chordata, Actinopteri, Cypriniformes, Nemacheilidae. Bases 349 to 3858 code for a protein of 1169 amino acids. The transcript has 23 exons. Gene Ontology annotation, biological process: cAMP biosynthetic process; adenylate cyclase-activating G protein-coupled receptor signaling pathway; adenylate cyclase-inhibiting G protein-coupled receptor signaling pathway. Gene Ontology annotation, cellular component: plasma membrane.
UCGGUGAAUAGUAGAAGCGCGUGAAGGGAGCAUGUAGACGAACGUGAUUGUGUCGCCCAGCGUGCGCGAGAAUCUAACCAUCGCACGGACAACGUACGCUUUCACUCUGCGGAUUUGUCAUUGAAGCACAUUGCGCUGCGGAUUCAUGGGGGUUUGGACUCCGCUGGCUGAGAGAUGCAGAGAUCUCGGCAGUGCACGACGAGUUUCUAAUAUCCCUGUGUUUGUGUGGCUGUCCCGGAACUCGGAGACAAACCCUGUAUGUGUUCAGAAGACCGCCGGUAAUACACUAGAGUAAAUGCAGUGCCUUGUAAAACAAAGCAGUGCCACACAAAGAGGAAGCCACACAGAAUGUCUUGGGUCAACGGCUUUAAAGCUACAAGAGUGGACAACCACAAGACAGCAUGGGGUGAGCGUAACGGCAGGAAGUCGAGGCGUAAGAGGGACUCGUCCCUCUGCAACCCGCGCUACAUGAGCUGCCUUCGGGAUCCUGAAGCCAUGGACUCCCCGUCGCCAAACUACUCCCGUGCAGCGGGGGGCACCAAUAGCAGCAACUUCAGCACACGGUGCGUCUGGCAGGAAGACCACUAUGGCAGGAAGGGUGAUGUAGGUCUGAGAGCCGUCGACCUAGCUUUUGAAGAUACUGUGACGGGGCAAACAAAAGAUGGCGAGAACCAAGAUGAUGGUGGGGAAGAGAGGAAGGGUCCGCAGAGGUGUGUUUUGGCCUGCUUUUUGCGGUUGGCUCGUGUUUUUCAGUCCAAGAAGUUUAAGUCGACCAAACUUGAACGAUUGUAUCAGCGAUACUUCUUCAGGCUCAACCAGAGCUCUCUCACGAUGCUGAUGGGAAUGCUGGUUGUAGUUUGUGGAGUCAUGCUGGUUUUCCAUUGCGUCCAAGGUCCACCUGAUGUGCCAUACACCUCUGUGCUCUCUGUAGCCAUGGGCCUCUUCUUAGUGUUGACGGUGGUGUGUAACAGAAAUGGCUUCCAUCAGGACUACAUGUGGAUUGUUAGUUAUCUGGUGAUGGUGGUGUUAAUGGUGGUGCAGGUGUUUGGCGUGUGGAUGGUGGCUCCCCGCAGCGCCUCUGAAGGGAUCUGGUGGACAAUGUUCUUCAUCUACAUCAUCUACACGCUGUUGCCGGUGAGAAUGAGAGCGGCGGUGAUUACAGGGGUCGUGCUCUCCACCAUUCAUAUUAUUAUGGCAUGGAGACUGAACCUCAACGACGAAUUCCUCUGGAAACAGAUAUGUGCCAAUACAGUGAUUUUCCUGUGCACCAACAUCAUCGGCAUCUGCACACAUUACCCGGCUGAGGUGUCUCAGAGACAAGCCUUCAAAGAGACUAGAGGAUACAUCCAGGCCAGAAUACACCUUCAGAGAGAAAACCAGCAGCAGGAACGCCUGCUGCUCUCUGUGCUGCCAAGGCACGUUGCCAUGGAGAUGAAGGCAGACAUCAACGUCAAGAAAGAGGAUAUGAUGUUUCACAAGAUCUACAUCCAGAAGCACGACAACGUCAGUAUCCUGUUCGCGGACAUUGAGGGCUUCACCAGUUUGGCGUCGCAAUGCACAGCCCAGGAGUUGGUGAUGACCCUUAAUGAGCUUUUUGCACGCUUUGAUAAAUUAGCUUGGGAAAACCACUGUCUGCGGAUCAAGAUCCUGGGGGAUUGUUAUUACUGCGUGUCUGGACUUCCGGAACCGAGGGCCGACCACGCUCAUUGCUGUGUGGAGAUGGGGGUGGACAUGAUCGAGGCCAUCUCAUUGGUGCGAGAGGUGACGGGAGUGAACGUGAACAUGCGUGUGGGCAUACACAGCGGCCGCGUGCACUGCGGGGUGCUCGGCCUGCGCAAAUGGCAGUUUGAUGUCUGGUCCAACGAUGUCACGCUGGCCAACCAAAUGGAAGCUGGAGGCAAAGCAGGGCGAAUCCAUAUCACCAAAGCCACGCUACAGUAUUUAAAUGGAGACUAUGAGGUGGAACCAGGUUCUGGAGGAGACAGAAAUGCUUACCUGAAAGACAACAACAUUGAGACAUUUUUUGUGCUGGGUUGCAGUCAGAAAAGGAAAGAAGAAAAAGCCAUGAUGGCUAAAAUGCAGCGCGCUAGGGCCAACUCUUCAGAAGGGCUGAUGCCGCGGUGGGUUCCUGACAGAUCUUUCUCCAGGACUAAAGAUUCAAAAGUCUUCAGACAGAUGGGCAUAGAUGAAGCCUCCAGCAAAGAUAACCGCUGUGCUCAGGAGGCUCUGAAUCCAGAAGAUGAGGUCGAUGAGUUUUUAGGUCGUGCCAUUGAUGCCCGCAGCAUUGACCAGCUACGAAAAGACCACGUGAAGAAAUUCCUGCUUACAUUCCAAACACCUGUCCUGGAGAAAAAGUACUCGAAAAAAGUGGAUGAUCGCUUCGGUGGCUAUGUGGCCUGUACCCUUAUCGUAUUCUGCUUUAUUGCUUUUAUUCAGCUUAUCAUCUUCCCACAUACUCCAUUAAUGCUGGGCAUGUUCAUCAGCAUCUUUAUUAUGCUCGCCAAUGUGCUCUUCAUAUGUGCCAUUUAUUCCUGCGUUAAGUUUUUUCCAGCUGCUUUGCAGACAGUAUCAAAGAGGAUUGUACAAUCCCGCAUAAACAGCACCCUAGUCGGAGUCUUCACCAUUCUGCUUCUCUUUAUCUCUGCUUUUGUUAAUAUGUUUUCCUGUAGCCGAGUGAAUCUGCUAGAUUGUGUUGCCGGACCACCGAAUGUUUCUGCUUUAGUCACUGUGUGUCAGUUGUAUAAUGGGACUGGAACAGCAGAGGACCCUCUGACACUGUGUUUAUCAUGUCCUUUACCUGAGUAUUUCAUGUACAGUGUGCUGCUGACUGUGCUGUGCUGCUCAGUGUUCCUGCACAUCAGCAGUAUAGGCAAGCUGGUCCUCGCGGUCUUCAUCCAGAUCUGCUUCCUGCUGCUUGUGGAGUGGCCUAUGGUUACUCUGUUGGACAACGCUGACCUUCUGGUCACCGCCAAGUCACUGUCUUUUAAUGGAACAGAGCAUUGCCAUAAACCAAUGACUAAGGUUUAUCUGAAGGUGACGAUUCCAGUCAUCCUCACUGUUUUUGUAUUGGCUCUCUACCUGCACGCACAGCAGGUGGAGUCCACAGCACGCCUCGACUUCCUGUGGAAGCUACAGGCGACAGAAGAGAAAGAGGAUAUGGAGGAGCUACAGGCUUACAACCGUCGUCUUCUUCACAACAUCCUGCCCAAAGACGUGGCUGCCCACUUCCUUGCAAUAGAGCGGAGAAACGAUGAGCUUUACUAUCAGUCGUGUGAAUGUGUGGCUGUCAUGUUUGCGUCCAUCAGUAACUUCUCUGAAUUUUACACUGAACUGGAGGCCAACAAUGAGGGCGUGGAAUGCCUGCGACUCCUCAACGAGAUCAUCGCUGACUUUGAUGAGAUAAUAUCUGAGGACAAAUUUAAGCAAUUGGAGAAGAUCAAAACUAUCGGCAGUACGUACAUGGCGGCAUCUGGACUGAACGACUCAACGUAUGACAAAGAAGGCCGCACCCACAUUUUAGCUUUGGCCGACUACACCAUGAGGCUACGAGAACAGAUGAAGUACAUCAACGAACACUCGUUCAACAACUUUCAGAUGAAGAUUGGUUUGAACAUUGGGCCUGUGGUUGCUGGUGUGAUCGGAGCCAGAAAGCCUCAGUAUGAUAUAUGGGGAAACACAGUGAAUGUGGCCAGUCGCAUGGACAGCACUGGUGUUCCUGAUCGAAUCCAGGUGACCACUGACUUGUACCAUGUACUAGAGGAUAAGGGCUACCAGCUGGAAUGCCGUGGACUGGUGAAAGUAAAGGGGAAAGGAGAUAUGACCACUUACUUCCUCAAUAGUGGACCUGUCUGCAGUUAACACUGACCAAAUGUCUCUCAAUGCACUGAUAUGCAGGAAGGACAAAAGGCUUUGAAUGGGUUUUGAACUUGAUCUUGAACAGAUCCAGAUAUAACCACUCACAAGCUCAUGUCUGACCAUCAGUGGGCAUGUGUAAAAUACACGCAUAUUGGGAAUAUUUAGGUACUCUACCUGUACCAUUCGUUGAAGAACUGUUGGAAACAACACUUUAUUUUGAAGAAACCUUUAUUUUGUAGGAAAGACUUCUUACCAAAAUUUGAACUCUUUAUUUAUUGUCAGGUUUUUAAAGCAUGUAAAUAAAAAGAAACAUGAAUGUGAUUAUAUAUGCAAGCAUCAAGAAGAAACUGACCAAAGAAAGUGUUUGAUGUAAGAACACGACACACCUGCUAAUCUGUUUGAAAUGUCUGUAAACAGCUGAUAUAAAAGUGAUUUUGUUUUGUUCUUCUCUACCAUAAAGGCCAUAUUCUACUACAAACACUAAAGCAAAAACAUCUGUUGUCAAUAAAGGCCAGUGGUUUGCUUCACUUCCAGUGGCUUUUAUUUACAAUUGAUAUAGGUUAUGAUUGAUCAGUAUGUUUUUCCCUUUUAGUAUUUUUGUACGAAUGAGUGAACUUAAAUGAAGGAGAUGGUUUUAGAUGUUUAUUUUGUCGUGCGUGUGCGUGCAUCUGAGUGUGUGCGUGUGAAUGUCCGAGUAAACACAGCGUGUUAUUUCUAAAGGGCAUAACAGCUCACUGUGAGAUUUAAAAAAUGUAUUCAAAAUAGCCUUUUUUUUAAUCAAGUGCUAUUUUAGUGUCGAUUCUUUUCCGUUUUCUCCCAACAGAAGUCAAUUCACUUUUCAUCCGAGCUCAUUAAUGUAUUUCACAAAUUGUACAUUUGAAUUAUUCCUCCGAAAAAAUGAGACCUCUAAGUGGCAGGAAAAUUCCAUUACAGUAUAGUCAGCGAUUCUUAGGACCCUUGUUAGUAUGUGUUACUGUGCUGAAAGAGUCCCAUAGGGCUUAGUGGCUGCUGACAAAAUGUGGCUAGACAUCAUUGCUACAUAUCUGACAGUGUUCAACAUAAGUCCAUUUCAGCAUUUCAUCACAAGCGUUCUGAGUCAUGCCAGUGUGACUGUCGAGAUGUUUUAAGGUAUGCAAUUACUGGUUAAAGCAAAGGUUAGCACUGAGUAUUUUUGUUUUAAAGUUUACCAUUCCAUACUUUGGAUCCAACUUUGAGUUUAUUUAUAAUAAAUAUUGUACAUCCCCUUCCCUAAUUGAAUGUAUUAUGUUUAACAGUCCUACCUUCUGAUAUGUACAAAAGCACAUAUGAUUUUUAGUUAAUAUGUUUGUGGUACACCGACCACUUAAGACUGUUUCCACUGAAAAGUUGUAAAAUCAAUAAAUGGGGUGUUUUAUUUAAACA